GACAUUUAUUUGAUUUACCAACUCCAAAUCCCGGAUUUCAUCUCCUCUCUCUCUCUCUCCAAUUUGACAUGGAUUGAUUAAUUAUAAACAGCCUUUACUUCUCCCUCUAAUCCAACAAACCCCACCAUCUCUGCCCUCUGUGUGCGUGUAUAGUAUAGGGUUUGGGCGAGAACCUUUAGGGAUGAGCGUACGGCAAUUGUGGGUUUUCGUUUUUCCAUGCUACAAUUGGAGAAGCCAUCUUGGUCGUUACUGAUCCCGAAAGCCUUCAAUUUCUACGUUACGUAAGAUUUAGGUUCCUGCCCGCUGACCUGUCGGAGCGAGUAGGAUUGUCGUUUCGGCGACAGUUGGGUCGUCGAUUCCGUUUAGCCUGCUCAGUGGCAAAUGUUGUUUUGUGGAUAUUGAAUGAUUGUUUCCAUGGAUUUAAAUGCCUCACCUGUACCUGAAGAAGAUGAAGACACUUUUGAACAGAACAUAGAAGAAUACCCUGCACCAGAAGAACGAAUAGAGUCUGCGGUUGAUAUAGCACGCCGGGAGCGUGAUGAACGACGUAAACGACUGAAAAGAGAAAGACCAGAUGACAGGCCAAUGCAUGUAUCUCAACCACCUGCACAUGAUCAAUUGUUUCAGACAAAAAAUCUCAAAUCUUAUGAGAAAAGUCGGCUUCCUCCUGGUUGGUUGGACUGCCCUGCAGCUGGUCAGGAAAUAUGCUUCAUGAUUCCUUCCAAGGUUCCACUCAGUGAAUAUUAUAAUGGCUAUGUUGCUCCUGGUAAAAGAUACUCAUUUAAGCAAGUGAUCCAUCAGCAGAGGGUUUUAGGAAGAAAACUUGGUUUAGUGAUCGAUUUGACGAAUACUUCUCGUUACUAUACUGCAUCAGAUUUAAAUAAAGAGGGUAUCAAGCAUGUUAAGAUUCAAUGCAAGGGGAGGGAUGCUGUACCUGAUAAUGCAUCUGUAAACACCUUCGUCUUUGAGGUUUCCCAAUUCCUCUUUCGUCAAAAGCACUCAAAGAAGUACAUCCUUGUCCAUUGUACACAUGGGCAUAAUCGGACAGGAUAUAUGAUAGUUCAUUAUAUCAUGCGAUCACAUCCAACCUCUGUUACUCAGGCAAUAAAAAUGUUUGCUGAAGCACGCCCUCCAGGAAUCUACAAACCAGACUAUAUUGAUGCAUUGUAUACAUUUUAUCAUGAAAAAAAGCCUGAGAUGGUUGUUUGCCCACCAACUCCAGAAUGGAAAAGAUCUUCUGAUCUUGACCUUAAUGGUGAAGCAGUGCCAGAUGAUGAUGAUGAUGGAGUUUCAGCUGCUCCUUUGAAUGAGAAUCAUGAAAUAGAUGUAAAGAUGACCAAUGAUGAUGUAUUAGGAGAUGAGAUACCUACGCACCAGCAAGAUGCAAUGCGGCAUUUCUGCUAUCAAACACUUAAGUUGGGUGUUGGGGCAAGAGGAAAUGCACAAUUUCCAGGGUCUCACCCAGUUUCUCUUAACAGAUGGAGUUUGAUGAAAUUUAGAUGCGGCAGUGUGGAACUUGAACUUUUAUCUGGCUAUUCAUUUGAAUCUUUACUUGGCCUUCUAAUGCAUGGUAGUUAUGUGAGAAGCUCUUAUUGCCUUAUAGAGGACAAUCUACAACUACUAAGGCAGCGUUAUUAUUACUCCACAUGGAAAGCUGAUGGAACACGUUAUAUGAUGCUAAUUACCAUAGAUGGAUGCUACUUGAUUGAUAGGAAUUUUAAUUUUCGACGGGUGCAAAUGAGGUUUCCUUGCAGAAACACAAAUGAUGGUUUAGCUGACAAGACUCAUCACUUUACAUUACUUGAUGGAGAGAUGAUAAUUGAUACCGUACCAGACUCACAGAAGAAAGAGAGAAGAUACCUUAUCUAUGAUAUGAUGGCAAUAAAUCAAGUGUCUGUCAUAGAGCUGCCUUUUUAUGAACGUUGGAAGAUGCUUGAGAAAGAAGUGAUUGAACCGCGGAAUUAUGAACGCCACAAUAUUUACCAGUGUAGGAAUCCUUAUUAUAGAUACGACCUUGAACCAUUCAGGGUGAGAAGGAAAGACUUUUGGUUGCUCUCUACUGUUACCAAGCUUUUAAAGGAAUUCAUUCCAAGGCUUUCACAUGAUGCAGAUGGUCUUAUUUUUCAGGGUUGGGAUGAUCCUUAUGUUCCUCGCACACAUGAAGGCCUCUUGAAGUGGAAAUACAGUCACAUGAAUUCAGUUGACUUUCUAUUUGAGAUUGAAGAUGAUAAUCGUCAACUACUUUUUCUGCAUGAGCGGGGGAAGAAGAAGCUGAUGGAAGGGAAAGGGAGUAGGGUUGCAUUCAAAGAUGGUACAGAACCCUCACUGUGUUCCGGAAAAAUUAUUGAGUGUUCGUGGGAUUUUGAAGAAGAAGAAUGGGUCUAUAUGCGGAUCAGAACAGAUAAAUCAACUCCAAAUGAUUUCAAUACUUACAAGAAGGUGAUGCGGAGCAUAAGGGACAAUAUCACUGAGGAAGUCUUGUUGAAUGAGAUCUAUGAGAUCAUUCGACUGCCCAUGUAUGCUGAUAGAAUACGGAAUGAUAGUAAAGCCCACCAGCAUUCAAAUUCAGCACGACGGAGGUGAUGGGUGGGAGGGUUUAGCCAUAGAUGUACACAAUACCUUGAGGUCUAUUAGUGAUAGGAGACACCAGAUACUCAAGAAUACCUCCUAUGUCUGCCUGCACAGGUCAUUGCAAGUUCUGUAUAUACCGGAGUUUGGUAUGUACUUGGCAUUGUUGGAUGGAUCACUGAGAUAUUGUGUAAUUAGCUAUCCUUCGCUGUAAUCUUGUAGCAUUGCAUCGUAUGAUCCUGUUGGUACACUUGGUAGUCCUCAAAAUCAAGUCUGAAAUGAUUCCUUCCAGGUAGUUGUCCAAUUCAGGAGACUUAGGAUUAGGGUCACCAUGUAUAUUAAUAUUUCUUCUUUUUUGUUUAAAUGAUUCGUUAAUUGUAGCCAUUUUCUAAGUUCUCUAGAAGGUAGCCAUUUUUCAGAACAAGGGCUUUUCAUUUUUGGGGAGGGGGAAAUCGAUAGGUGUGAAUAUCACUUUGGGCAGCUGUACUAUGAUGAGUGUCUUUUGUCGCCUCUGUUUUCAUCUUGGUCUGCCCCCCUUCCCUCUCAGUCUCUAAUUUACAUGGCUUUCUAAGCUGUCUUAUCUUUUAACACCCUUUUCUCGAA
Molecule: messenger RNA, 3171 nt
Organism: Carya illinoinensis
Lineage: Eukaryota; Viridiplantae; Streptophyta; Magnoliopsida; Fagales; Juglandaceae
Product: mRNA-capping enzyme
Exons: 19
Coding region: 403-2583 (726 amino acids)
Biological process (GO): 7-methylguanosine mRNA capping; protein dephosphorylation; DNA recombination
Molecular function (GO): protein tyrosine/serine/threonine phosphatase activity; ATP binding; mRNA 5'-triphosphate monophosphatase activity
Source: RefSeq, a predicted model, not a curated record